AUGCCAUCAUCACUCGCUGCAUCCCAGGAGGAGCUCAAGGCGGCCAAGGUGCCUUUAGCUUGGAGAGACCAGUGCUCAGCACUCUUGAUACCUUUGAAUACCUGUCGGAGAGAAAACUAUUAUUUACCCUGGACUUGCGAGAAUGAGCGCCACGGCUAUGAGAAGUGCCAAUACGAUGACAUGAUGCGGAGGAUGAAGAAAAUGUCGAAACUGAAACUCCAGCAAGCAGAGUCGGCUGCAGAAGCUGCCGAAACUAUCAUCUAG
Molecule: messenger RNA, 264 nt
Organism: Suillus subaureus
Lineage: Eukaryota; Fungi; Basidiomycota; Agaricomycetes; Boletales; Suillaceae
Product: NADH-ubiquinone oxidoreductase B18 subunit-domain-containing protein
Exons: 4
Coding region: 1-264 (87 amino acids)
Cellular component (GO): mitochondrion
Source: RefSeq, a predicted model, not a curated record